AGUAAGCUAGCCAGCAUGCCUAGGGAACCACAUCAACCCAACCCCAUCUUACACGAUGAGCCUACCAUUUUGCAGUAUGCAAGGUUCCAUGGUAUCGCUAAGAAAUUUACUUCUCAAUAUCCUCUGGACCCGGACCUCAUCCCUACAGCGCCUAUAUUCCUCUCCGAAGGCCUCCUAGACCCAGUCGGCGCAGUGUCUUUAGAGUUGCCGCGCAAUUUUCGGAUCGAAGAGCGCCUGUGUGUCAAUGAAGCGACACUGGCGUUUUUGCAAUCAACAUGUUCUGUACCCAAGCUCCACGCGGAAAAAGAUCCAUUUAUGGCGCGACUGAACCGAGUUCGAAACUUUAAGGCAGAGUUGCCCAUUCUGAGUUCAGACAAUGAAAUGGAUAUGAAGAGGUUUCUGAAGCAGCCAGUGGUGGAUUUGGGCGACACUGAAAUCCAACCUGAGCAUGUUGACGAAGAGAAGGAUGAGGGAAUGGCUUGGCCGACCAAGUGCGAGACCCUUCCGGCAGAUUACGACAAGCAAGUGGCUUCUGAGAAAUUGCAAGUGUCGAGAAAUAUCCUUCUCUACCUGCAAAAUACACUCAAGUGCAACAUGACGCCAGAGGAAAUAGAGACCACUAUUGAAGCUGAAGUCGCACAUGAAAAACGACAAGAUUAUCAACCAAUCACGCCUCCUCUACUUCCGAUGUCGCCUUUGUUGAACAGUUUUGCCGAUCCCAAAUCGUCUUCACCAACAUGCCACUUAGAGCUCCUAUCUGAUUUGACUGACUCCACAGCUAUCGAGGCAGCAGCACUGGAAGCGGAGUUGAUGAAGCAGGACUCUAUAGUGGCUUGUGACAAGCCAGCUCAACACGCAUCUAGCGAUGACUCGAUCACGCUCGGAGAAAUCGACACUUUCAGGGAGUACAGUCCAUUGUACACCAUAUCUGAUCCUCCUGUCUCGUCCCCCUUGAAAAGAACUGCAGAGGACCUUAAAGUCGAAGUUCCUUUAACUCCACCAACGGUAUUACAGUAUCCAAAUAAGAAGAUGAAGAUUGUAUCUUUCUCAGAUGACCUACACGAAUAUGUCCCGGAGCUCCCGUCUACUUUUGAGAAUGGAGAUGAUGUACUUGACUCGCAAAACAGUUUCGAUGCAUUCUUCGCAGAAGAAAUAGAGCCAAUCGCAGAUGAUGUACUUCGGCAGGCCGAGCAGGAACAACUGCAGGAAGUCGAUACUACCCACCGGGUCGAUGUUCCUGUCAUGGAUUUCUCUCUUCCACCUGCUCCGUGGGAUACUUACAGCCGGAAAGUGGGAUACGGCCACGGGCGAACUGAGACAGAGCUUGAUGUGCAGAAACAACUCCUUUCCAGAUGUGCGAAAGAGGAACUGAAGCUUGCACCCGUAUGGCGUGGCGUAUCAAAGCUCGAUACUGAGCUUCACUGGAGCCCAUUCCCACCCCAACUUGCAAAAGUCGCGCCAAAUGAAACGCUCCAGGAUGAUGACGCUCUGGAGAAGAUGGUAAGUAAAAUUAUCCUGGGCGAGACGGUCGACGUCGACCUGCUCGUGUGGAAACCUGAUGGACUGCGUAUCCUUGACGAGUCGAGCGAUGACGAAGAAGAGCUGGAACCAGCAAAUUUCACGGAGAGAAAUGACAUAACGAGUUUGGUGCGUAAACGGCAGUUGGAGAUGCUUGAUGAAGAAGAUAGAUCAGUGACGAGGCCGAAAAUGUUCGGAGAUUUUGUUUCAGCUACUGCUCUGAUGAAGCAGCGUCAACAGGUGGAAGAGAGAGCGCGUCGGGCACAACAGAACAACAUGCCAAAGACCACAGACAGCACUCCUCUAACGUCAAACAUUCUAGAUGGUGGACUGGCGCUCGGCGGCAUGUUCUCUACUUCCUCGGCUGUGUCCAAGUUUAUGGAUCUUCAAAAUGGAAUAGCAUCAACAGUCAACCCUCUGGAAAAUCCAGGGACUUUGGAUACCAGUGAAGAAAACCUGAGGUCUUAUGGUCGACAAGAUGAACGGAAAGCACCCAACGAAGAGAUGCUGCCCCCUCCAGCAGCAGCUGAUGAGACUCACACAGCUGCCUUACCCGGACCACCCAUUCCAUCCACUCUACCCGCUCAAACAUUUAUCAUAUCUUCAGCAAUUGUGAGCAGCCAACGAAACCUUUUGCGCCACAUUGAGAUGCUGUACCCAAACAUAGACCUCAUUGAGCGCGAUUCCGGAAACGCAAACGCGCGCUUCCCUGAAGCCGACAUCAUUGUCUCGCGCGCCACAGGCCUGCUGAUCACCACGCUCCAGAAGAUCAAGCAACGCCCGCUACCGGGACAAGUGCAAAUAAGCGGGAUCAAGGAGAGAGUAGCCAGAGUAUCGGGUAGAUACGAAAGAGUCGUAGUUCUCGUCAGUGAAGGGCGAAUCGAGACAGCAGCUGGCUUCCCAGCCAUUUCCAGCAGCGGAAGCAGCACAGCGUACGGGGCGCUGGACCAGCGCGACUGCGAAGCCUUCGCGGCAUUCGCAGCCUUCGCAGCGAGCCUCGACGCCGACAUCAACGUCUGGUACAUCGCGGGCGGCGACGCGGAGCUCGCGCGCUGGGUCGUCGGCCUCAUGGCGCAGUACGGG
Messenger RNA from Aplosporella prunicola CBS 121167, 2601 nucleotides. RefSeq lists its product as uncharacterized. The annotation marks the transcript as partial. The record is from RefSeq and is a predicted model, not a curated record. The transcript has a single exon. Lineage: Eukaryota; Fungi; Ascomycota; Dothideomycetes; Botryosphaeriales; Aplosporellaceae.